CGGCGAGGAUGAGCUCCUUCCUCGAGUACCCCGUCCUCGGCGGCGAGGCGGGGGGCUGCGCCGCCCGCGCCUACCACCCUGACCACGGGAUUACAACUUUCCAGCCCUGCGCCGUGAGCGCCGGCAGCUGCAGCGGGGAGGACCGCUUCCUCGCGGGCCGCGGGGUGCCCAUCAGCCCCCACAGCCACCACCACCACCCCCCGGCCCAGGCCGCCGCCUACCAGCACCACGGCGGCCUGGGGGUUUCCUACGCGCACCCCGGCUGUGGCCCGACCUACGGCGCCCAGGGCUUCGGACCGGCGUACGGCCCCUACCCUCUCGGGCAGGACGCGGAGCUGGGCGGUGGCUUCCCCCCCUGCACCCCCGCCGUGUACUCCGGGAGCAUCUCCUCCUCCGUCGCUGCGCAGCACCCUCACCCGCACCAGGGCUACACGGGAGGUCCCGCUCAGUACGUGCCUCCCCCCUACGGGCAGGAGCAGCAGAGUCUGCCCCUGGGCACCUACAACCAUGCCCUGUCUCCCCUCCACGCCGGCCACCGGGAAAACGUCCGCUCCCCCUCCACCGAGACCUCGCCGCCGGCGCAAACCUUCGACUGGAUGAAAGUGAAAAGAAACCCACCCAAAACAGGCAAGGCUGGCGAGUACGGCUUCGUGGGGCAGCCCAACACCGUCAGAACUAACUUCACCACCAAGCAGCUCACUGAGCUGGAGAAGGAGUUUCAUUUCAACAAAUACCUGACCAGGGCCAGGCGGGUGGAAAUCGCUGCCUCCCUCCAGCUCAACGAGACGCAGGUAAAGAUCUGGUUCCAGAACCGGCGGAUGAAGCAAAAGAAACGGGAGAAAGAGGGGCUGCUGCCCAUCUCCCCCGCCACCCCCACGGGCUGUGAGGAGAAGGCGGAGGACUCCUCGGAGAAGUCCUGUUCGUCGCCUUGCAGCGCCUCGCCCGCCUCCUCCGCCUCGGACACGCUCGCUGCCUCCAACUGAGACCCGGUGGCCUCGACGGCCGGCCUAAUCGCCACAGCGUGGCUCGCGUUCAUUCACCGUGGUUAUGUCGGUCCCUUGGUCGGUCGGUCGGUCUCCCCGAGAGGCCCCGGAGCGCCGCCCCUCCCCCCCACCCCGCCGUCGCCCUGACCCGGGGGUGCCAGCUCUGCCACCCGUUCGCCUCCCAACCGCCGGGGCCCGGCACUUCUGAAACAAGAGAUUUUCUUUCGCCUCCCCAGCCCUUUCUGCUGGAGAAGCUGUGUUGGCAAACACCUAAGGGUCUCCUUCCUCCUCUGUAAGGACGCUCCUCCGAAUUGCCAUGAGCGAAAGACAGGUUAUCUAGGGUACAUAACCUCACGAAGAAAUGCACUAUUGCAAGUGUUUACACGACUUCUAGGACUUUCAUCCCCUUAAUUUAAUGUAUUCUUUGUUCGUGUCUAUGAGUUUGAUGCUUGUAAAUACUUUGUCUGAGAGAUUUAUCUUUUUACGGAUUUUUCUAGAAAUGAUGUUUCGAUUAUCAGGUUAAGCAGGGUGAGUGCAUUCGCCAAACUGGAUCCACUUUUAUAUUGGUAAAGCCGACAACCACAUCAAGUAAAUGUCUUAAGGUCAAGCAGAUACCUCAAAAAGUAGCAUUAUUCUUUAAGUGUGACAAACAAGGCUUCAAUUGCACUAGGUUUUGUAAACCUUACCCGGUGUGCUUGCCCCCCUCCCUUCUUAUCUACCUUCCCCCCCUUCUCCGAAGACUGUGCUGGAUUAUAUUCCACUGAAGGUUAUAACAGUCCAAAAGACCUCACGUCUUCUUAUUUUCAUAUUAACUUUCCUUUAGUCUCGAUGUCUUUUCAACCUACUCGUGAAUGUGAUGAAUGGCCAAAUGAAUGUAUAAUUUCUGUGGUUAGUGUCUGGACCAUUGCAUGACGCACCGUGCUUUGCUGUACUGCAGGUACACUGAGUUCUAUCAGCUGUUGUGUGUGAGCGAAAUGUCCUCCUGAUUUUCUGUACAAUCAUGAAAGGCUCUGGGAUUCCGCUGGUGAUGGGAGCCAGGGCAGGAUUUACGGGUCCUUAUAAUGUCUAUAAUAAACAUAUUCCACUUUCAGGUA
This is a messenger RNA of Columba livia (rock pigeon), 2077 nucleotides long. It is a transcript of the gene HOXA1, whose product is annotated as homeobox A1. Gene Ontology annotation, molecular function: RNA polymerase II cis-regulatory region sequence-specific DNA binding; DNA-binding transcription factor activity, RNA polymerase II-specific. The record is from RefSeq and is a predicted model, not a curated record. Lineage: Eukaryota; Metazoa; Chordata; Aves; Columbiformes; Columbidae. Gene Ontology annotation, cellular component: nucleus. Gene Ontology annotation, biological process: regulation of transcription by RNA polymerase II. The transcript is spliced from 2 exons. Bases 9 to 983 code for a protein of 324 amino acids.